UAGUGCAGAGAGCUACGGGUCGGUAGUGGUCGGUAGUGGUCGGUGAAUGCAUGGUUUCCACCGAUAAAGCCCGACUUGUCACCGCUAAACGGGUAACAUUGGCUGUCCAAGGCUGUAUGCGCCAGGGUUAAUCUUCGAAAAGUAGCACAACCAUGGGCGUGGAAGUCGAAACAAUAUCCCCCGGUGAUGGAAGAACAUUUCCAAAGAAGGGUCAGACAUGUGUUGUUCAUUACAUAGGUAUGUUGCAGAAUGGAAAAAAGUUUGACUCUUCUCGAGAUAGGAACAAGCCCUUCAAGUUCAAGAUUGGACGAAUGGAGGUUAUUAAAGGCUGGGAAGAAGGAGUAGCACAGAUGAGCCUGGGCCAGAGGGCUAAAAUCACCUGCACACCAGAUAUGGCUUAUGGAGCGACAGGCCACCCCGGGGUCAUCCCUCCGAACGCCACACUUAUAUUUGAUGUGGAACUGCUCAAGCUUGAGUGAUGCCUCGGCUGAAAUACGAAGGUUAAAGGUUACAGAGGCUGCGUUCGCCACAACCUGUUUCCACAGGGAGACCAUACCCGGCUGCUGCCUCCUACCAUCCACCUGCUCUUCUUCUCUUUGAUUUCUACAGUCUUCUUCAGUUCAAUAUUUAAACGUAUCUACUGCUGCUUUGUUGCGAUAUUGUAAUAAUAGAUACUGCAAGACAAUUUUCACGUCAUGUGAGACUCUUUCCACACAUGCACCACAUUUUGGUUUCUGUU
Messenger RNA from Scomber japonicus (chub mackerel), 739 nucleotides. RefSeq names its product FKBP prolyl isomerase 1B (gene fkbp1b). The record is from RefSeq and is a predicted model, not a curated record. The coding region runs from base 153 to 479 and encodes 108 amino acids. The transcript is spliced from 4 exons. Gene Ontology annotation, molecular function: peptidyl-prolyl cis-trans isomerase activity. Lineage: Eukaryota; Metazoa; Chordata; Actinopteri; Scombriformes; Scombridae.